Molecule: messenger RNA, 3085 nt
Organism: Arvicanthis niloticus (Nile rat)
Lineage: Eukaryota; Metazoa; Chordata; Mammalia; Rodentia; Muridae
Gene: Rnf220
Product: ring finger protein 220
Biological process (GO): protein ubiquitination
Molecular function (GO): ubiquitin protein ligase activity; metal ion binding
Source: RefSeq, a predicted model, not a curated record
AGUGCCUGUAUGUGUGUGAGUGUGAGAGAAUGUGUGCGUGCAUGUGUGUGUGAGUGUGUGUGCGCGCGCGCGUGUGUGUGCGCCUCCGAGUCCCUGGGAGAGUGGAGGCUCAUUCACUGAUUAGAGCCAGCGCUGAGAGGCAGCACUGCUCUUCUCUCACACCAACCGAGUCUCUUGAUCUGUACAUGCAAUCCCAGGCAGCUCGCGAGCACAAACCCGGGGCCAGCCGCCUGCUGCUGCUGCUGCCGCUGCCGCCGCCACCGCCGCCGCUGCCCCCGCCGGCUCUGCGCACCCGGGACUUUUCAUGCACCACACUCUCCGUCUUCUUACCUCGGUGUCCUGAAAAGUGCGCCCGUUCUCCCCAGGAAUUUCCAAGGUCUUCGAAGGGCAUGAUUCCCCAGUAAUAAUCCUCAUCCUGAUCCAAGGUGCAGGUUGGCCUCCCUCCCAGGGAAGACUGCUUCUUGUGUGAUACCGGCCAUCGAAAGAGACUCCGAUGGACUUACACCGGGCAGCCUUCAAGAUGGAGAACUCAUCCUAUCUUCCCAACCCUCUGGCAUCCCCAGCACUGAUGGUCUUGGCGUCCACUGCUGAGGCCAGCAGGGAUGCCUCCAUCCCUUGUCAGCAGCCACGACCCUUUGGUGUACCUGUCUCAGUAGAUAAGGACGUUCAUAUUCCCUUCACUAACGGCUCCUAUACCUUUGCCUCUAUGUACCACCGGCAAGGUGGGGUGCCAGGCACUUUUGCCAAUCGUGAUUUCCCCCCUUCCUUACUACACCUCCACCCCCAGUUUGCUCCCCCAAAUCUAGAUUGUACCCCAAUCAGUAUGCUAAAUCACAGUGGUGUGGGGGCAUUCCGUCCCUUCGCUUCCACGGAGGACAGGGAGAGCUAUCAGUCAGCCUUUACACCAGCCAAGAGACUCAAGAACUGUCAUGACACAGAGUCUCCCCACCUGCGCUUCUCAGAUGCAGAUGGCAAGGAAUAUGACUUUGGGACACAGCUGCCAUCCAGCUCCCCAGGUUCACUUAAGGUUGAUGAUACUGGAAAGAAGAUUUUUGCUGUGUCUGGCCUCAUCUCUGACCGGGAAACCUCUUCGAGUCCAGAGGAUCGGAAUGACAGAUGUAAGAAGAAAGCAGUAGCGUUGUUUGACAGCCAAGCCCCGAUCUGCCCCAUCUGCCAAGUUCUUCUGAGGCCCAGCGAGUUGCAGGAACAUAUGGAGCAGGAGCUGGAGCAGCUGGCCCAACUGCCUACCAGCAAAAAUUCCCUUCUGAAGGAUGCCAUGGCUCCGGGCACCCCCAAGUCCCUCCUGUUGUCUGCUUCCAUCAAGAGGGAAGGAGACUCUCCAACGGCUUCCCCACACUCUUCUGCCACUGAGGACCUGCACCACUCAGACAGAUACCAGACCUUCCUGCGAGUGCGAGCCAACCGGCAAACCCGACUGAAUGCUCGGAUUGGGAAAAUGAAACGGAGGAAGCAGGAUGAAGGGCAGAGGGAAGGCUCCUGCAUGGCUGAGGAUGAUGCCGUGGACAUCGAGCAUGAGAACAGCAACCGCUUUGAGGAGUAUGAGUGGUGUGGGCAGAAGCGGAUACGGGCCACCACACUCCUGGAAGGUGGCUUCCGAGGCUCCGGCUUCGUUAUGUGCAGUGGCAAGGAGAACCCAGACAGUGAUGCUGACCUGGAUGUGGAUGGAGAUGACACUCUGGAGUAUGGGAAACCACAAUACACGGAGGCUGAUGUCAUCCCGUGCACAGGAGAAGAGCCUGGUGAAGCCAAGGAGAGAGAGGCACUCCGGGGUGCAGUCCUAAAUGGUGGUCCCCCGAGCACCCGCAUCACGCCUGAGUUCUCUAAAUGGGCCAGUGAUGAGAUGCCCUCCACCAGCAAUGGUGAAAGCAGCAAGCAGGAGGCCAUGCAGAAGACCUGCAAGAACAGUGACAUUGAGAAAAUCACUGAAGAUUCCGCUGUAACUACAUUUGAGGCUCUAAAGGCUCGGGUCAGGGAGCUUGAACGGCAGCUAUCUCGGGGGGACCGAUACAAAUGCCUCAUCUGCAUGGACUCAUACUCGAUGCCUCUGACGUCAAUCCAGUGUUGGCAUGUGCACUGUGAAGAGUGUUGGCUGCGGACUCUGGGUGCCAAGAAGCUCUGCCCUCAGUGCAACACCAUCACAGCCCCUGGAGACCUGCGGAGGAUCUACUUAUGAGCUAGCUGUGCAGGCAGGCCUUGCCUCGAGCAACCCCCCUGCCCCAGCGUCUGUGACAGUGACUCCCCCUCUCCCCUUGUACAUACUUGCACACAGGUUCCCCAUGUACAUACAUGCACAUACACACCCAAAUACACAUAGAGGACUCUGGAGCCAGAGUGGAACAGCCCUGCCUGCUUGUUCCUUCUGAACUUGGGGACCAUGCCUCUUUGGGCUCUGUCUCCAGGGUUGGCAGGAAGGAGUUUGGGAAGUUCAGCAGGGCAGGGCUCCUGAGAUCCACCCCCUAGACUGACCGACUGACAGACACACAAACACCAGACUGAAGCACAUGUAAUAUAGACUGUGUAUGUUUACAAUGUUGUGUAUAAAUGGGACACUUUGCCCUCUACCACCUCCCCUUUGGUUGUAUGAUUUUCUUCUUUUUUAAUGACUCCUGGAAGCAGUGCCUCCUUCAGAGCUGGCUGGGAGCUCGGCCCAACCACCUCUUAGGGUGCCUGCCUCUGCUCUCCCAUGGCAUCCCUUCCCUCUCCCAUGUGCUCGGUGUUCAGUGGUGUCUAUUUCUUCUCCCGGACAUGGGGCAUAUGCCCCACGGGAUCUGAUCCCCUCCUUAGUCUUAGCUCAUGGGGCUCCUCAAGAGGAGCUGGGGGAGGGUGGAACGGACCGAGCAGGAACAGUCUGCAAUUGGGCUGUCUGGCGAGGGUGCCUGGCUGCCCAGCCUGCUGUUGAGAACAACCCCUGGGGGUAGAUGUGCUGCUCCCAAGGGGAGUGCUGGCUCCCUGCCCCUCCUGUGGGCCCUAUGGUGUGAUGCUGUGUCUGUAUAUUCUAUACAAAGGUACUUGUCCUUUCCCUUUGUAAACUACAUUUGACAUGGAUUAAAACAGUAUAAACCAG